Panicum virgatum (switchgrass) is the source of this 546-nucleotide messenger RNA. RefSeq lists its product as uncharacterized. NCBI's taxonomy places the organism in Eukaryota, Viridiplantae, Streptophyta, Magnoliopsida, Poales, Poaceae. The transcript has a single exon. The record is from RefSeq and is a predicted model, not a curated record. The coding region runs from base 1 to 546 and encodes 181 amino acids.
AUGAACCACAUCGACGGCUCCAUGGACUCCAGCCUCAUGUUCGACGACGCCGAGUGGCUCCAAAUCGACACCUGCAUCGUGUCGUGGCUCUACACCACCCUCUCCGACGACCUCUUCUCUGCCGUGAUGCAGCCCGACGAUGACACCUACGCCGCGUGGACUGCCAUCGGCUCGCAGUUCCUGGACAACAUUGUCCAGCGCACUGCGCAGGCUCGCCAGCGCCUUCACGCCCUCCACCAGGGAGACAUGUCCAUCGCCGACUUCUGUGCCCAGAUCAAGCGGCUGGCAGACGUCUUGCGCGAUGUCGGCUCCCCCCUCUCUGAUCAGGAGAUGGUGAUCACCCUUCUGGGUGGCCUCAGCGACAAGCUUGCUCAUUGCGCCCCAACCAUCACGGCGGUGCGCCCACCCAUGCGCUUCAGUGAGGCACGCUCCUUCCUGCAACAGGAAGAGGUCUGGAUCACCGGCUAUGCCCAGAGAGCCGUCUCCACCGCCCUCCUCUCCGCGUCCCAGCCCGACGGCAACUCCACCAAUGCACAUGCCUAUUGA